Mollisia scopiformis is the source of this 1068-nucleotide messenger RNA. RefSeq lists its product as uncharacterized. The coding region runs from base 257 to 1006 and encodes 249 amino acids. Lineage: Eukaryota; Fungi; Ascomycota; Leotiomycetes; Helotiales; Mollisiaceae. The transcript has a single exon. The record is from RefSeq and is a predicted model, not a curated record.
CCCAGGAGUGGCGUCGGGGCACAUAACCGAACAUCCUUGAAUUAAGCGCAAGAGACAUUGCGCCGCGCUGCGUCCAAAUCGGUGGCAUCGGUCUCUUGCCCGAAACAUCAAUAUACAAGCUAGCAUGGAGGAAGUUGAAAGACAUACAUAAAACAGCUCCUGAAAAAUCUGGAUUGUGAUCUGUUAACAUCUUCGAAGAAACAACCAAGCCCUGCUCUCUUCCCUGUUCAUUCUCCAAGAAUCUCAAAACUCAAAAAUGACCACAAAGAAUCCCAAACCUCUCCGCCUAGGAAUCCUCGUCCCAUCCAGCAACACCGCCCUCGAACCCCUCACCUCCGCAAUAACAUCCCAACUCUCCCCCCAACUCUCAGUCCACUAUUCCCGCUUCACCGUCCUCAAGAUCUCCCUCGAGCCCUCCAUCCUCGCCCAAUUCGACAGCAACGGCCCCAUCCUAGCCGCAGCUCGCUUACUCGCCGACGCCAACGUCGAUGUCAUCGGCUGGUCCGGUACAUCUGGAGGCUGGCUCGGAUUUGAAGAAGAUGAGAAAUUAUGUGCGGCUAUCACUGAAGCUACUAGGAUUCCGGCUACGACUUCAAAACUUGCGUUGAAUCGCGGGUUGGAUUUGAUGGGAGCGAAGAAGAUUGCUUUUGUCACGCCGUACUUGGAUGAUGUACAAGCUCGCAUCAUCGAGACGUACAGGAAAUGUGGGUAUGAAGUCGUCUCAGAAAGCCAUCUUGGGCUGUCUAAUAAUGUGACGUUUGCGGAUGUGACGGAGGAGACUUUGAAUGGGCAGGUGAAGCGGGUUAUGGAGGCGGGAAAGGGGGAUGUGAAGGCGAUAUCCACUUUCUGCACGAAUCUGAAGGCGGCUCAGAGAGCGAGGGAUUGGGAAGCGGAAUAUGGGGUGCCUGUGCUCGAUACCGUGUCCACUGUGAUUUGGGACAUGUUGCGGAUUAAGGGCUGGGAGAAGGGAGCAAUAAAAGGAUGGGGUAAAUUGUUCGAUCUUUGAAUUGGGCAGCGAGAAGGUUCGAGAAAGAGCAAAGAGUAGAAAUAGUGCUGUAGAAAUUAAUU